CAUAUCUUAAGAUCUAGAAAUGGUAUUGACCUGAUUGCAAUUGGGUUAGAAAGUAGACAUUUAGAUCUUUCCAAUGAUAUAUUAUUUGUCUUAAUCCGAGUAUAGAAUCAAAAAUUAUGAUAAAAACAAAAAUCGUAAAAAAAACUGAAAAAGAAAUGCCUAGAAAUUUUGAAAUUCUAGAAGGAGAAACGCCUAGAAUUUUUGCUUCUCCCUUGAAAUUUCGAAAAUUCCACUACCGGAUUUUCGAAAAAAUCAGGCGUUUGGCCUCCUCCUAAACAUUAAAAAAAAAAAAAAAAAAAAAAAACACGACUUAAACUCCGGAGAUGAUAUUACCUUCGUUCGAUGGUGGUUUGUUGGAAGGAAAAUGUUAGAUUGAGUUAAAGGGAAGAAAAACAUGAAAUAUAGGUGAGGGUAUGUUCAUACAUUCAUGUUAUGUGGAUAUUACCUGAUAAAAUAUGAGUAUCGUUUGGCUUUCCACUAAAAUUCCUUUUUUUUUUUUUUUUUUCCGUUCUUUUUAUAGAUGUCACGUGACUUUUUGUUAAUGGAUCGAUACAUUCCAACGAAACAGCAGCACAGUGUCCACAGCACUUGUGUUGUGUAAGCAAAACCAACUUUCCCCACUCUUCGUUCCUGAAACCAUACUCUUACCAAUUUCAAUGGCGCUAUCAUUACAUUUCUUCCAUCACCCUAAACUCUCCUCCAUUUCAAGUUCAACACCUCCUAAAAACUCACUUUCUCUCUCCUCCAUAACCCCAUCUUCCACUAAAAUGCCCACUUUCUCUCUCCUCCGAAAUCACCAUCUUCUUAGAAAUCGUCCCCCAAUCAAACCCCCCUUUUCACCUUCUUUCUCAAAUACCCAGUUCAAAUUUAGAGUCAAUGCUUCUUCUAGUAAACCUGUAUCUUCUUCUUCUUCAAAAAGUAGCAGUACAAAAUCAAUUGUUUUCUGGGCAAUUGUUACCGCCAUUUUAGCGGUUUCUAACAGGGUUUUUUACAAGCUUGCUCUUGUUCCUCUUCAGAAUUACCCCUUUUUCUUGGCUCAAUUCAUCACUUUUGGGUAUGUGGCUAUUUACUUUGCUAUAUUGUUCAUUCGACACCGUGCAGGCAUAGUGACUGAUGAAAUGCUAGCUAUUCCGAAAUCUCGUUUUGUGCUCAUUGGUCUUCUUGAAGCACUUGGUCUUGCUGGUGGCAUGGCAUCUGCAGCCAUGAUUCCUGGCCCAGUGAUACCAAUUUUGCAUCAGACUUUUCUGGUGUGGCAACUGUGUCUCUCUUAUAUCAUCUUGGGCAGGCGUUAUUCAUUUAUGCAAAUAGUUGGCUGCUUACUUGUGGCUGCUGGUGUCGUCGUUGCAGUUUCUAGUGGGUCUGAUGGUCACCGAAUCCUUUCUGGAAUUGCAUUUGCGUGGCCAGCUCUCAUGAUUGCUUCAGGUGCUUUCCAUGCUGCCGCAUCUAUCUUGAAGGAAUUUAUAUUUGUUGAUGCUGCAACGCGGCUCAAGGAGAAGUCUCUUGACAUAUUUGUUGUCAACUCCUUUGGAUCUGGCUGUCAGGCUCUUUUUGUUCUUGUUUUGCUCCCAUUGUUAUCAAAUUUGAAAGGUAUUCCAUUUGAUCAACUGCCUCAGUAUCUAAAAAGUGGAGCUGGUUGCUUUUUGAACAUUGGAGCCAAUAACACAGGAUGUGAUGGAGCUCCGCUGCUACCCCUUCUGUAUGUGGUCAGCAACAUAGCAUUCAACAUAUCAGUCCUCAAUCUACUAAAAAUUUCAAGUGCCGUUGUGUCUUCACUUGUUACCAUGUUAUCAGUGCCAAUUUCCAUUUAUAUUCUUUCCCUCCCAUUGCCAUAUCUCCCUGAAAGUUCAAGCUUGGGCUCAUACUUCGUCCUUGGAAGUGCAAUUUUGAUGUUAGGACUAGUUUGUUACAACUUACCUCAGUAUUUUAGCAAAGCUCUUGACAAAAAUGGGGAAUCAUAACGAAUUAUGACUCUGCAAUAGAUUUUGAGCAUAAAUUUUGAGCAUUGUCGAUUCGUCGGAUACUCAUUUUUCUUUUACUGUGAAACAUUGAAUAUAAUAUCCUGAUACAUUUUUGUA
Molecule: messenger RNA, 2075 nt
Organism: Chenopodium quinoa (quinoa)
Lineage: Eukaryota; Viridiplantae; Streptophyta; Magnoliopsida; Caryophyllales; Amaranthaceae
Product: protein CLT2, chloroplastic-like
Exons: 10
Coding region: 657-1958 (433 amino acids)
Source: RefSeq, a predicted model, not a curated record